AUUCCCGGCCUGAAGAUCUUGUCUUACAACGCUCCCAUUUACUAUGGAAAUAAGAACUAUUUCCGGGAUACCAUGGCCAAAAUAAUCGGACUGACCCCAGAUAAGAUCAAAAAGAGGGAAAAGAGAAAGAAAGCACUGGAAAGAGUUGGAAAGAUGACCAUUACCACCAUCGAUAAUGGACUCAUCCAACCUCACUACCCGGCCGACAGAACCUCGUCCUCUUCAGAUAAGCAAGAUAAAAGGAUUCGGUCUGUUGUGAUCGACUGCAGUAGCAUCAUCUUCAUUGACACAGCUGGAGCAAGGUUAUUUGUUCAGAUGUGUGCAGAGUGUCAGAAAGCCGACAUGUGGGUCUACCUAGCAGAAUGCAACAAAGAUGUUUUGAAAAUAUUGACGUGUAGUGGCCUUCUUAACCACCUUCAUCCAGAGCAGAUCUUUGUAACGAUACAUGAUGCUGUCGUCAAUGUGGAGCGAAUGAAGGAAGCAGCCUCACAGAAAAGCACUACAAUUUGGGUAUGAAAGAAUCGGUGGACUUUCUGCUCAAUGAUUGCUGUACCACUUACAAAGGACAAUCAUAAGGGUCUGCCUGACCACAAUUGCCUUUCAAGGAGACUCGAAAUGAAGUGAAUAGGCUCUAUCCAACCUGCAAUGCAGAAUGAGACUUCUUUACUAAUCUAAAAUGUGUAGCGUUUCACUGACAGAACAGAACUACAGGUUAAGCUGCACGGAAUGGCUUCUUCCAGAGAGUCACGUCAAAAAGCAGAAAGUCAGCUUUAACUGAAAUUGUUAUUUGCCACUAUGGGAUUUUAGUGUAGUUGGUGUGUGAAUGAAUCUGGUCAGAAAGAGAUAAACUACAAAAGAAUGAUUAGGAAUAAAGGGAUACCUUCUUUAUGGGAGUGCUGCUGGGCAAUGCGAUAUAGGGGGAUGGAGGUGA
Molecule: messenger RNA, 931 nt
Organism: Hemiscyllium ocellatum (epaulette shark)
Lineage: Eukaryota; Metazoa; Chordata; Chondrichthyes; Orectolobiformes; Hemiscylliidae
Product: solute carrier family 26 member 10-like
Exons: 6
Coding region: 73-516 (147 amino acids)
Biological process (GO): transmembrane transport
Cellular component (GO): membrane
Molecular function (GO): sulfate transmembrane transporter activity; chloride transmembrane transporter activity; bicarbonate transmembrane transporter activity
Source: RefSeq, a predicted model, not a curated record